Messenger RNA from Maniola jurtina (meadow brown), 2552 nucleotides. RefSeq lists its product as uncharacterized. Gene Ontology annotation, biological process: DNA integration. The transcript has 2 exons. Bases 142 to 1368 code for a protein of 408 amino acids. Lineage: Eukaryota; Metazoa; Arthropoda; Insecta; Lepidoptera; Nymphalidae. Gene Ontology annotation, molecular function: nucleic acid binding. The record is from RefSeq and is a predicted model, not a curated record.
UCUCAGAUUCAGAGGAUAUUGAAGAAAUGUCCAAGGUGUAUUAAACAUGGAGCGGGUCCAUUUAAGUUACCACCUACUCCAGCGCUUCCUGUAGAAAGAGUAGGUUACAGCGAACCAUUUACCUUUGUAGGGAUAGACUAUAUGGGUCCUGUUCUUGUCAAGAGUGGACAAAAGAGAUGGAUCUGUUUAUUCACUUGUUUAGCGGUGAGAGCUAUUCAUUUAGAAUUAGUGCAAGAUCUUACAGCGGAGGAAGGUUUAUUGGCGUUGAGAAGGACAAUAGCAACCAGAAAGGUCCCUCAACUCAUUACAUCAGACAACGCGACACAUUUCAAACUUAUAGCAGAGAUUCUCUCGAAACAAUAUUGUAUUGACAACAAAAUUCAAUGGAAGUUCAUACCUCAGUUGACGCCCUGGUUUGGUGGAUUUUACGAAAGAUUGAUAGGGAUAGUUAAGAAUUGUAUGAAGCGUACACUAGCAAAGCACAUGCUUUCAGAUAGUCAACUAACUACCGUAGUCAAGGAAAUUGAAGCUGUAAUAAAUUCAAGACCGCUUACAUGUGUAGAUUCAGAGUUGGAUAUAAUUCUAAAACCAGCUGAUUUUCUUACACUAGGAAGUUGUAUCACUAUAGAAGGAACUGUCGAAGAUUGUCUAGAGAAAGGUACUACGAUUAAAGUCGAUCUUAUAAAAAGUUGGAAGAGGGGUCUCAUCAUCGUAAGAGAAUUCAAAGAUAUGUUUGUUAACAGAUAUUUACUAAGUCUCCGAGAAAGGUAUCAGCACUCACAUAAAGAGCCACGUGUCACAUCGAAACAGUCUCCGGCGAUAGGACAGAUAGUGCAAAUAAAAGGAGAAAAUAAAAAUAGAGAAACCUGGAGAGUAGGAAAAAUUGUUUCACUGAAAGAAGGAAGUGAUGGUUUAUGUAGAGUAGCCAUAGUAAAGGUUGGAGAUAAGAAUUUCACACGGUCAAUAGCGCAUCUGUACCCUCUAGAGGUUCAAGAGUCAGAGGAAGACAUGGAAGAAAGAUUUAUAAGAGAUGAUACUUCGAGUGAGCUUGCUUCUGCCACGUUAGCCGAGCCUUUGGAAGAGAGUACCGACAGACAGAUAACUAUCUCAGAGGGGAUAGCUCAAGAAGAGAACUCACCUAUGAUGCAAAUAGACGAACCCAUUCAGGAGACAAUGGAGUGUGAAACCUUAGAGAGUGAAAGUAGAGAAUCUAUUGGGGAUGUUAUUGAUUCAGAGGAAGUCGGGACACUAGCGAGAGACGAGGAGAAGGAAGAAGAUGGUAGAGUGGGUAGAGUGAGGAGAGUUGCGGCCACUAAAGCCCUACAGAGGAUUAAAGAGUGGACGAACAACUUAUUAUGCCUAUUUUGAUCUAUUUUCCGGCCGGGAGUGUCGCGAAGUUACCCAUUCGCGAAGUAAUCAGAAUAAAGUUACUCAAAAUGGUUGCUGCGGCUCGAAAUGGCGAGGCACCGAGCACGUGGAUUAAACCCGUUCCAGUGUUCGUGUGGAUGGUGAAGUCAAAGCUAAGUACCUAGGCUAUUUCAUAUUUAGACCAUUUUCUAUGUGUUAGAUAUUCCCGGUUAACCUAUAGAAAUAAAUGUCCCACGUGUAAUGGUUGCGCACCCAUUGUUAGUUUGUUAGUGGACAUAUGUGUGUACCUCUCUUCACAAGCCAUUGGGACUGAGUUAAAGUAAAUUAUGAAAGAGGUCAAACCGUCGAUCGGCAAAGACGAAAGGCUAGGCGAGGUAUGCGGAGGGUUGCUCUCUCCCAGUAGCGAGAGGGCGAUCGGGCACUCCAUGCACCCAGGACCCGGAAGCCUAGAGUAUCGGCAAAGACGACAGGCUAGGCGAGGCAUGCGGAGGGUUGCUCUCUCCCAGUAGCGAGAGGGCGAUCGGGCACUCCAUGCACCCAGGACCCGGAAGCCUAGAGUAUCGGCAAAGACGACAGGCUAGGCGAGGCAUGCGGAGGGUUGCUCUCUCCCAGUAGCGAGAGGGCGAUCAGGCACUCCAUGCACCCAGGACCCGGAAGCCUAGAGUAUACAGCACGCGCUAUGAGAAGGACGGUACAGGCAAGGUGGACAGAGGGGGUUGGACUCGUUCAGUAGCGCGAGGUCUGCCGGGCAUUCGGUCAACCGGCUGUGGUUCCGAGGAACCAUGGCCAGCCGAAGUAACCUUUAGACCAGUGAAUAGAAUAUAUAUUGGAGGGUCCCAAUCGCUGGGUGGAAGAGAGAUGCACACAUUCCUAACCUAUAGAUACCAAGAUAGAGAAUUGCCCCAUGGUCUAGGUCUUAGAGAUUUCACCUACGGUGAAAUCAUAGUUUGUGUAACCCUACAGGUCACUGAGAGACGAGCUGGAACAGUCUGAACGAUGCAAGGAAUAGAAAGGACGUACGGGGGUCGACAGUGAACGACCGACCUACAAGGAAACAGAUAAAGGUGAGCGUGACUCCCAUAAUAUGUACGAAUUCGGUAACCCCUCUCACUUCUGACGAAUAGUAUGGUUCAUAUAAAGAGAAAUAAAAGGCGAAGCAGAUGAAGUGGAAGUUAGGGGGGUUC